Messenger RNA from Brassica napus (rape), 1551 nucleotides. RefSeq lists its product as uncharacterized. The transcript has a single exon. The record is from RefSeq and is a predicted model, not a curated record. NCBI's taxonomy places the organism in Eukaryota, Viridiplantae, Streptophyta, Magnoliopsida, Brassicales, Brassicaceae. The coding region runs from base 1 to 1551 and encodes 516 amino acids.
AUGGUUCUAAUCUAUGUUAAAUCUGGUGAAUGGAUCUCAAGUUGCGGUGAUCAAUGGAGUUUCUUGGCAGACAAAACAAGGGGUGGUCGAAUGGUAACAUUAGAAACUACUACUUUGUUGAAGCAGCUCAAGAUCAUCGUGUGUGAGGAUUAUGGGGUCGACUAUAUGCUCGUUAAUGCCGAGUUCAGUUAUGAGAUGGUGAAUCAAAGAGGGAAUCCUCCCAUUAUUAUUAGCAAUGAUCGACAAGUAUCUAAUUUUGUGAGCUACACGAAGAAGAGUUCGUCUACAACCUUGUUUGUCACGUUGUCUGCUACUGGUGCAAAAGAAAAGGAACGAGUCAAUAUCGAUUUGAAUAAGGAGCCGUUUGACUCAAGCAAUUUUGAGGAUGAAGAAGUUCCCGAAACAAAUCAAGGAGACUUUGCCAUACCGUCAAAAGAGUCGACUCAUAAAAUGAAGAAUCAUGUCGCUACAGAUGGUUUCGGUGAUGCUGGUUUAAGGAGUGAAAACAAUGGAAGCAUAGAUUUCGUGAAGAAGGAUCAAAUUUUCAGAAGUAAACGUGUUUUGAAGGAAACAAUGGAAAUUUGGGCAAUGAAGAAUAAUUAUGAUUACAUUGUUCUCAAAUCAACGAGAAAGUGGUGGUAUAUUCGAUGUAAGGAUAAACUGUGCAACUGGACUCUGCAUGCGGAAUGUUUGGAUGGGUUUACAUACUUCAUGAUCAACAAGUGGGUGGGAAUACAUUCAUGUGCUCCUUCGAAGAAAAGAAAAUUCGAAAAAACGGCAUCGGCAAGAACAGUUGGGAAGCUGAUACAACAUCGAUUUGAUGAUGCCAAUGAUGGCCCAAAAGCAAAUGACAUCAUUCAGUUCAUGAGACUGGAACAUAAUUGCGAGAUUACUUAUUGGCAAGCUUGGGAAGUUCGUGAGCAUGCAAUUGCAGCGGCUCGAGGUAUACCAAAUGAAAGUUAUGCUAAAAUACCAAAAUAUUUGCAAAUGAUUAAAGAAACUAAUCCUGGUACCCACACGCACUAUGAAACAACUGAGGAUGGGAGAUUCAUGUAUCUAUUUAUGUCGUUUGGGCAAUCAGUUCGAGGAUUCUACAAUGCAAUGCGUAGGGUGAUUGUUGUUGAUGGAACUUUUCUGAAAAAUAAAUACAAAGGAGUGCUACUUGUUGCUACAGCUGUAGAUGGUAACUCCAAUUUGUAUCCGAUUGCUUUUGGAGUUGUUGAUUCAGAGACUGAGGUUUCAUGGGAGUGGUUCUUAAGACAGUUGAAAGUGGUUAUUGCUGAUAGUAAAGACUUAGCUUUUGUAUCAGAUAGGGCUGCGUCAAUAGCUAAAGCGCUUGGAACUGUUUACCCUCGUUCAAGACAUGGAAUUUGCGUUCACCACUUGUUGACCAAUGUGGUAAAAAAUUUCAAGACAAAGGGGUUGUCCGCCUUGGUCGAGAAGGCUUCGCGGGCAUAUAGGUUCUCUGAAUUUCAGGAACGUUUCACUGAAAUUGUUGAAAUGUGUCAUGCGCUUGGAAGAUAUCUACAGGAGGCUGAUGUGAGAAAAUGA